CGAUGUUUCGUCGCGCACGUCACUAAACGAUUAUAAAACACCAAAAUAAAACAGUUUACGCCUGAAAUAAUACCCAUUCAUCCGUGUGUAAUCAAUCUACUAUGCACUCCUCUAUUUGUAGCAGUAUUGUCCCUGAAAAAAUAUAUCUGGCCUGAUUUCUUAACUCACCCAGUUAAAUCUUGUUCCGAGCCGAUUGUGUGAUUGUGUCCCGUCGGGUUUGCCUCAUCCCGAAUCCAACCGGCAAUGCGCGAGUGUUAUGAGUGCAAGUGAACUGUUUGGACGCGCGGCGCGUGCCGACGGGUUUCGUUCUUUUUAUAUUAUCUGAAAUGCUCCGAAUUAAUAGCAAUUAUGCAGUGAGUCUCUAGGAAUUAUUUCGCAAUCGCGAGGAGUAUGACGCGAUCCUGGAACGAGGAGUGAAUUUCCAGAGAGACGAAAAAAAGGAAUUCUCAGGGCGGGACUCGUUCACACCCGACCCGGCUGUCAGGACGCCAUGUUUCCGAAUCAAAAACCGAUGGCGAGUUUUAUCAAGCUGGCAUUUUGCUGCCUCGUCUUCAUCGUCACGGAUUUGACCCAAGUUGAUUCGGUAGCAUCGGAGAAAUCGGUAUCACAAAACGAGUCUUCGCUUAGCAUAGAAAUAUCUCAAGAUGCGGAAGGAAUAGAAGCUGGAAGCACUCCUUCAUUAAUAUGUCGUCUCAGCGAGUCUGGUAAAGUUUUGUGGCUUUCGCCACGAAGAAAUUUGACCACUGUAAAAGAGUCAAAGAAAGUUGGAAGAUUAGAUUUAAAACACGCCCGCAGACAAGACACAGGAAAUUACACUUGCAAAGCAACUACUGACACAGGAAAGUCCCUGGAUAAAACGGUUCAUAUUCGUGUCAUUGAACCGGGUAAAAUAGAACCUGGAGAAAAGACGAGGACGAAAGUUUCGGAGCCAGCAACACUGAUGUGUCACAUUUACGGUGAUCCUCUCCAAAAUUUCAGUUGGACGAAAGGCAAUAAUUCAGAGAAUGAAGGUUUUUUAAAAGAGCAUACGACCGUUACAAAAGUGAACGAGACUUACGUCCAACUGCAAUUAAAUUUUAAAAGAGUCGCUAGGAAAGACAAUGGCACUUACACAUGCUUGGCUCGAGAUUACAGCACAAGUUUAUCCGCACAAGUUCAUCUUUUUGUGGUAGAAGUCCCCCAAGUCAAUAUAGACUUUAUGAAAGCUGUUGGGGCCGGUAGUAUAUUUUUGAACUGGACUGUGAACGAUGGCAAUGAGCCGAUUGAACGAUAUUUUAUUCAGAAUUUAAAAAAGGAAACAGAUCAGUGGCAAUAUAAUAUGGAAAAAAUUGGAGGCGGAAUUACGAGUUAUGUUUUAACUGGAUUGGAAAAAGAAACACCUUAUAAAAUAAAAAUUAUGGCCAAAAAUGCGGUGGGCGAUUCUCAUAUUCAAACUGCUCAAGAAUGGAUUACUACUUUAAAAGAAGAUCCGAUUUUUGUACCCAACGUUCAGGCGAAUGGCGCGACUGAAAAUUCAAUUACAAUAAUGUGGUCCCUGCCCGAGACUGAGGAACUAAAAGAACAUGUUCAUUUUUAUAAUUUAAAGGCUACUACUCAUAAGGGUGAAAAUUUGGAGACGACACAAGCUGCGAAUGCAGAAAACUACUAUGCGUUUAUGAAUCUAGAACCAGCGACUACUUACAAAUUUAAAGCUCAAGCUUGCAGCGAAUACACGAAGAAGUGUGGCAAUUGGAGUGCAGAAAUUAAUGGCACGACUUACGAUGGCGUUGCCAGCCCUCCUCGAAAUCUUUCCGUCACGUGUCGUUACGACAACAUAAGUAGCACCAGUUUUAUUUCUGUAACUUGGGAACCACCAGAAAAGCCAAACGGAGUCAUCAAGCAAUACGGAGUCAAUUUAACUGGCACCAGUUUUUAUCGAAAUGACUUGGGACAUCUCGUAAUCGAUCACUGGGGACCAAGCGAUAAAAAUGUGCUUGGCACUGCUCGCUCUUAUCAUUUUCACCAGAUACCGCCUAAUACGAAUUACACCGUAACACUUCGAGGAAUAACGAGACAUCGAAGCUUAGGAAAAGAAGCGGUCACGAAUUGUACAAUGCCAGCAACAACGCCAGACCGAGACAAUUUGAAUCUCAGAUCCUGGAGGAAAAUCGAAAACGAAGGUCGCCAGCUUUUCAAACUCUACCUCCCGAGAAUUUCCGAAAGAAACGGACCCAUCUGCUGCUACCGAGUUUUUCUCGUGAAAUUGGAUCCUCAGAAGACACUAGGAGAUUUGCCACCGCCCGAGGAAAUUCACGUUUAUUCGUAUCACUACAUUCACUCAUCGAAUUCCAACGGCGCCUAUCUUGCCGAAAGGUUCGACAGUGAUCGUUUAAUGCCGGAGAUUUUUCUUGGAGACGGUGAAUCGUUUAAUGGGAGCACUGCCUGCGAAAAAUGUAUAGGACUGAGGCCCAAGCCGAUUCCGCCAGUGUUGCGUUUUAUUCCUGAAACAUCAACUCUAGUUAAUUCUACAAAUUCAAAAACUCCGGCUUCGUUGGGAACUUCGAGCAUUUCUCCAAGAUUCACAAUUCCUGGGGAUGUCACCACUAGUGUUCCGGUUGGAUUCACGGGAACUCUGCUGAGAAAAAGGAGGGAGGAUGUUAAUGGAAGUGGAAAUGGAGAAAUGGAAUUACAGCCUUUUCCGCCGCAGGAUGGAUAUCUGGAUGAAAAGGCGAAUUAUACGGGAUUUAUUGAAGUUAUUGUUUAUGGAAAUAAAGAGAAUCAGCUGCUGGCGGCUUAUAGUGGUUACUUUAAUCCUCUCUAUGGAGGAAUGGAUUUGAUGACAACUGCGGAAGAAGAAGGGACUACAAUCGGAAUAAUUUUCCAAAUUACAAUUUUUCUGAUUUUGCUCAUCAUCGCCCUGCUAUUGACGCUCUGUAUUUUGCUCAGAUAUUCGAAAAGGACACAAGAAGGAGGCGAAGAAAUUAUUACAUUGAGGAACAGUUUUAGACAUCUUUGCAGAAGCCUAAGAGGUCGUCAUCAGCUUGUCGCAGCCAGUCCACCAGACAUGCCACCAAUCCCAAAAACAGACCUCUUCCAAUCGUACGUCGACCGUCACCGGAACUCCGAUUACGGAUUCCAACACGAAUUUGAACUCCUCCCUGACAAAUUCACCGACCGAACAACCCGAGCCUCCGAACUUCGCGAAAACCUCUACAAAAAUCGUUACCCCGACAUCAAAUGCUACGACCAAACCCGAGUUCGUCUCACCCAAAUCGACGGAAUUCUCGGCUCCGACUACAUCAAUGCAAACUUCGUCCUCGGUUACAAAGAGCGCAAGAAAUUUAUUUGCGCCCAAGGCCCCAUGGAGAAUACAGUUUGCGAUUACUGGCGCAUGAUCUGGGAACAGCAUCUCGAAUUGGUUCUGAUGCUGACGAAUUUGGAGGAAUAUUCAAAAACAAAGUGUGCCAAAUAUUGGCCGGAUAAAGGUGAAACAAAAAACUUUGGCGACAUUACAGUCGAGCAUGUGAGGGAGAGACCGUUUUCAGAUUACGUUGUCAGGGAAUUGAAGAUGUCGAGAACUGGGGAGAGAGAAUCAAGGACGAUUGUUCAGUAUCAUUUCCUCGUUUGGAAGGACUUUAUGGCCCCAGAGCAUCCGCACGCAAUUCUAAAAUUUGUCAAGAGGGUGAACGAGGCCUAUUCGCUGGAAAAGGGACCGAUUUUGGUCCACUGCAGUGCCGGAGUUGGGAGAACGGGGACUCUGGUCGCUUUGGAUUCUCUUCUGCAGCAGCUUGCUGAGGAGGGACAAGUCUCUAUUUUCAAUACUGUUUGCGAUUUGAGGCAUCAGAGGAACUUCCUCGUGCAGUCGCUCAAGCAGUAUAUAUUUAUCUAUAGAGCCCUGAUGGAAAUGGGCCAAUUUGGAGACACGGAGAUCCAGGCGUCAAUGAUGAAAGCGGCGAUUGAGAGACUCCGGCAGAGAGAAAAUGGGAAGGAGAAGUGUCGAAUGGAGGAGGAUUAUGAUAAAAUCCUUGCGGUCUUGGAAGACAGAAAGUCUUUCUCGGUUGGUGGAGCCGAGGAGAAUAAGAGUAAAAAUAGGGAUGAGUCCGUGAUACCUUAUGAUAGAAAUCGGGUCAUUUUGACGCCUGUACCUGGGAGAGAACACUCUACGUAUAUCAAUGCAUCGUUUGUUGAAAGUUAUGAUAAUUCUGAAUCUUUUAUUAUUACGCAAGAUCCUACGGAGUUGACAAUCGCAGAUUUUUGGAGAAUGAUUUCGGAACAUUGUAUCUCUACAAUCGUCAUGCUUUCGGAUUUGAACGAGGGAUCGAGAAAAUGUCCUCGAUACUGGCCAGAUGACGAGACGAUGUACGAUCACAUAAGGGUGCGAUAUAUUCAAAGCGAGAGCUGUCCCUAUUACACAAGGCGAGAGUUCUGCGUUUCGAAUACAAAAGUCGACGAGAAUAUCGUCGUGACACAGUAUCAGUAUCACGGAUGGCCUACAGUCGAAGGCGAAGUUCCUGAAGUGACUCGAGGCGUCAUUGAGCUCGUCGAUCAGACCUUUUUGAAUGGCGCUGAAAAUACUGGGCCACUGGUCGUGCAUUGCAGUUGUGGCUCAGAUAGGAGUUCCAUGUUUGUAGCCCUUAGCAUAUUAGUUCAACAACUCAGAACAGAAAAGCGAAUAGACAUAUUUACCACGGUAAAAAAACUCCGGUCGCAGAGGCAUGGAAUGAUCGGGUCUUUUGCACAGUACGAAUUCCUGCACCGGGCGAUCGUGAAUUACUCGGACCUACACAAUCUUGCCGACGACGAACCAGCCUCUUAAUGAAGGGAGGUGAAAGGUUAGGCCCGAAGGACUCUGCAAUUAUUUUUGCUCGCGCUUUAAAUCACGUCACCCCUUGAUUGGCGCCAAAAAGAGGCGCGUUUAUCGCGUAUUCGAUAUGCAAGGAACUCCUCGAUAUUUAUAAAAAUAAGGAUUAAGGAACGUACCUUAUCUACCCUUAAGACACGAACGAACGACCGUGAUCCACGAAAAAAAAAGCCAGUGCACGAACUCCUUAAAUCGAGAUGGAGCAAUUGUUGUUAUUAAGCUUCUUGUAUUAUAAAAGUAACUCUUUUUUAGUUCGAUAUUUGUCUCUACGAAUGUGCGCGUAUUUUCGAAAAUUCCUUCACGACUCUCGCUACUUUCCAUAUCCAAUUUCCAAUCGUUGUAAAGUUAGAAAAGAAAAGGAGAGUGAGGAAUUUUUCUGAGAUUAGCUUGUUCUCGGAUUCGAUAAUGGAAUUUUCAAAAUUAAGAUCAAUUAGAAUUUAAAAAGAAGCACUUUCGAUUCUGAAGAAUCCAAAGUUUUCAGUAAUAGAUCAAGGGAAAAGAAGUUCAAUAUUUAAGUUUGAAUUUUGACAUUCAAUUUAAAGUGUUUAAUAAUUGAAGCAUCACGUUUUAAAAUUGGACAAUUUUCCAUUUCGAAUCCUUGUUUUUGUUGUGAGCAACGCGAAUUUUGUACGUGGAAACCGAAGACUUUAACGAAGUCCUUGGAAUUAGGAGAACCCCCGGAUCGAAUCUCGCCCCCCCCCCCAAGUUACCCAAGUCUCGAGUGAGCCUAUCGAUAAUAUCGAUUAUUCAAUUUUUCCUCGAGGCUACCGUUUUUACAGUAACUAAGAAGGAAGCCCAAGAAGUCAGAAAUCAUCGAUCAUCAAUCACCUAAGAAGAAAAGAAGAAACUGAUCAGUUGAUAAUUAUUUUUCGAGCUAUCUACCGUCAGAUAUUGUAAUUUGUAAUUUCGUAAUUUGUAAUCAGUGGUUUUUUUACCGAGUGGAGAAAGAGAACUUUAAUCAGUGACUAGAUGCAAAUGUUGAUAACUACCUUAUAGUUUUACUGAUAAAAGACUGAUAUCUGUAUUAUGUGCACGAUUUGUGAGCGCACAAACCGCUUUAAUUGUUAUAAGUAGAAUUCGCGAAAGAAACUUUUUUGCUCUCUAUGAAUCGGACAGGAACUUACUUUUAUUCAAGAGUGGGAAUUUAUUUCAACUUAGUUUGGUUCUCCCUUUUUUGGACUUUGAAUUUGUAAUUUUGAACUCUCGCUCGAUCGAAGUGCCUCUAGGGAACUGCAUAGAUUACGUAAAGUUUUUUUUUUUUUUUUACUCUAAACCUCCUCUAUUAGGGUCCGUGAACCCUCCUUUCGCUUAUCAUACGUUAUGUUUGAUGAAUACAUUUAUUUCAUUCAUUUAUUUAGGGCGAUACAAGAUUAACCUAAGAUGAUUUGGAUGGAAGAUUUUUAUUUUAAAUCAAAAACAGUUCAAUUGAACCAAAAAGAGUGAUUUUUUAACCAAAUAAUUGAAUUUUUAUCCAAAAAAGAUUUACUCUCAA
This is a messenger RNA of Belonocnema kinseyi, 6332 nucleotides long. RefSeq names its product tyrosine-protein phosphatase 69D (gene Ptp69D). Gene Ontology annotation, molecular function: protein tyrosine phosphatase activity; protein binding. Lineage: Eukaryota; Metazoa; Arthropoda; Insecta; Hymenoptera; Cynipidae. Bases 491 to 4795 code for a protein of 1434 amino acids. The transcript has 11 exons. Gene Ontology annotation, biological process: protein dephosphorylation. The record is from RefSeq and is a predicted model, not a curated record.